UAGAUUCUAACAUCCCCUUGUAAUUAUUGCAAGAACCAUUUACCAGCCCCUUAUAAAGUUGGAGAACCACCCUCACUCAGUCCCUCCCCUCCUCCAACGCCCUCCUCACUCAGUGGCUCCUCUCCUCCGGCGCUGCCCAUUUCUACGCCUCUCACACAGAGUUCCUUUUUCAGCAAAGAAAUGAUGUCUGCAGAUGCCAAAAAAACCCUGGUGUUCAUUCCUUUCCCUAUAAUGAGCCACCUGGUGUCAGCAGUAGACUUUGCCAAGCUCCUUGCCGAUCGAGACAACCGUCUCUACAUUACCAUCCUAAUUAUGAAGCGGACCGUGGACACCAAGAUCAGUUCCUACACUACCAAAUCACCCCACCCUCAGAUUAACUUCCUACAACUGCAAGAAAACAAGUCCGUCGCAUCAGGGUCGAUGGGAGACAAGAACUGGGCAUUUCUGUUCGCGGAGAGCCAUAAGGGUCUGGUCAGAGAUGUUGUGGCGGAGAUGAUGGAAAGCCAGAAAGGGAAACUUGCUGGGUUCGUGCUCGACAUGUUCUGCACUCCCAUGAUUGAUGUGGCGAAUGAGCUCGGCGCCCCGGCUUACAUCUUCUUCCCCAGUGGAUCAGCUACUCUUGGGCUUAUGUUUCAUCUCCAGAGCUUGAGAGAUGAUCAUGGCAAAAACAUGAAAGAGUAUGAGGAUUCAGAUGAGAAGAUCUCUAUCCCAACUUAUGUUAAUUCAGUACCUGCAAAAGUGUGGCCUAUUAAAGUAUUCGACAAUGAAACUGGUUUUCUAGAAUGUGCCAGAAGGUACAGAGAGACCAGAGGGAUCAUAGUAAACACCUUUCUUGAAUUCGAGCACCACGCAAUUAGCUCGCUAUCUGCUGAUGCAAGAGUCCCACCGGUUUAUCCAGUAGGGCCAAUGAUUCAAGGGGGAGGUGAAGAAAAUGAGGAGAACAAGCGGAAGCAUGAGGAGAUCAUUGCGUGGCUGGACAAACAACCCCAUUCAUCAGUCUUGUUUCUCUGCUUUGGAACCCGAGGUAGUUUCGAGGGCGAUCAGGUAAAGGAAAUUGCUACUGCGCUGGAGAAGAGUGGAGUCCGGUUUCUGUGGUCGUUGAGAAAGCCACCUCCUGAAGGUACAAUUGAGUUUCCAGGGGAAUAUGAGAACCCUGAACAAGCAUUGCCAGAAGGGUUCCUCAGAAUUACUACUGGAAUCGGGAAGGUGAUCGGUUGGGCACCCCAGAUGGCUGUGCUGUCUCACCCUGCUGUGGGAGGAUUUGUGUCGCACUGCGGGUGGAACUCGACUCUGGAAAGUGUGUGGUGUGGAGUGCCUAUGGCAGCAUGGCCGCUGUUUGCAGAGCAGCAGGUCAAUGCGUUCCAGCUAGUCAAAGAUUUUGAAAUGGCCAUUGAGAUCAAGAUUGACUACAGGAAGAAGGAUGGUGGUGAGAUUGUGGCCGCAGGAACGAUAGAGCGUGCAAUCAGGCAGCUGAUGGACCCGGAGAACAAGAUUCGACUUAAGGUGAAAGAGGUGCAUGACAAGACUAGAGCGGCCCUAGUAGAAGGAGGCUCGUCCUAUAACUUCUUAGGUCGUCUACUCGAAGAUAUCAUGGAUAAUGCUCAUUGAAGUUUAGCCUGUCUGGUGAACAGCUUUUGCAAGAAGCUAAAACAGUAUUUCCUGAAUCACAGUCUUGUUUUAAAUUAUAUGAAUUGAAUGCACUUUGGCGAA
Salvia hispanica is the source of this 1710-nucleotide messenger RNA. Its product is annotated as anthocyanidin 3-O-glucosyltransferase 2-like. The record is from RefSeq and is a predicted model, not a curated record. Gene Ontology annotation, molecular function: UDP-glucosyltransferase activity. NCBI's taxonomy places the organism in Eukaryota, Viridiplantae, Streptophyta, Magnoliopsida, Lamiales, Lamiaceae.